AUGCCUCAGUUUGUGAUCGACGACCCGAAACGGGUCCAAGUGGUCUACGACAGAGGAGAGAAAGAAUACCGCCAUGACCACCCGGAGCUCACUACACGGAGGGACAUUGCCGCUAAUCCGGACGACCCCAACAUCGUCAGAAACAUCACCAGAGAGCUGCAACUUGCUCAAGUUCCCGGCUAUCGAUAUUGCAAGUACGUACCCCGUGACAAAUUCGACAAAAUAGUCACGCCUGAGGUCGUCCUCCAACUCAUAUCUCGUCUCCAUUGUUUUGAAGCCGAACGCAAGGCUGGCACGCUCGCUGAGUUGGCAGCAGACAUAUACUUUGGGAAGGGUGACCGCGGCCCCUGUAGGAAGCUGCUUUGCGUGCUCAUUCAGAUUGGGCGUGAGAAUGACUUGAAGAAACUCAUGGAACAGGGGAUGACCGACGACUGCUUGCCGUUGAAAACGGAGCAGCACAAUGGUCAAAACGAGCAUCAGCUCUCCUGCAGGCGCCAUGGCUUUGAUCACAAAGUCAUCAACGAAUACACCAUGCCGGAUACCCGGGAACGCUUUUCCCAAUGGUCUCAGAAGCUCAUGCCUCUGUACAUUACCUGGCACCGCGAUUCCAGGGGGGCUGAACAUACUAGCGCGAGCCCAAAACACCGCCAUUACGUGUUGGAGGAUACCGACCCCAUCCCCCUGAAGCCCACACACAACCAGAGAGGCCGUGCCGAGGGGGGUUUUAGUGAAGUUGUCCCCGUCAAUAUCGAGGCCAGCAGCAAGAGUCUUGCGCUCACGGGAUUUCGGAGUGAUGACGAAAUCUUUGCCCUCAAGACGCUGAGAAAACACCCACAUGAUGACCCCAUCAAACGACGAAUGGACUUUGACAUGGAAAUCCGAACCUCCGUGUUUGCCGACUACCAUUCCAAGAACUACAGCGGCCACCAGCCUGGCGCCAUAAUGCACAUGAUCCCGCUCCUUGCGACGUUUGAGAUACAGGAUCCACAGCAGGACGAUUCCGAGUACCAUCUGUUGUUCGACUGGGCCGAAGGCAACCUCCAGCAGUUCUGGAAGUCCAACGAAACCAUGGUCAGAGACCUGGACUGGCUGAAAUGGACGGCCAAGCAAUUCUGCGAGCUCGCCAGAGCCCUCCAUUGUAUCCACAACGACCUUGAGCGCAUGCCCUCGGCAAACACUUACUCGAACCUGUACGGCCGCCACGGCGACAUCAAACCGAGCAAUUUUCUGUACUUUAAGCUGCGUGACGGGUCGAAAAUACUCGUCAUGAGCGACUUUGGACUCGGGCGACUCCACAGCAAGAUCUCAAAGUCGAACGCGGAUCCCAGGAAUAUGCCCAUGACCAUCUCAUACAGGGCGCCCGAGUUCGACCUGAAAGACGGCAAGAUUUCGCCAAGAUCAGACGUCUACAGCAUGGGAUGUGUAUUUCUGGAGCACAUCACCUGGUUUCUCCGAGGCAAAACCGGCGUCGACGACUUCGCUUCGAGGCGACUGGAGAUCGACAAAAAGUACAAGUUCGAGCUCGACACCUUUUUCGAGCUGUCUGACGAUGAGAGGACGGCCACAACAAAGGGCAAAGUGAAGGAAUGGAUCGAGGAGCUCAAACAGGACGAGGCCUGUUGCGAGUAUCUGUUCAAAAUGCUCAAUCUGAUCGAGAAGAGGAUGCUCGACCCGAACUCGGACACGCGGAUACACGCAGGGGAGCUCACGAACGAACUGAAGAAGAUGUUGCGGUGUGGCGAGCUUUCCAAGUCGUUUUAUACGAAACACUGGACGAAGAGUAUGUUCUAG
Molecule: messenger RNA, 1791 nt
Organism: Canariomyces notabilis
Lineage: Eukaryota; Fungi; Ascomycota; Sordariomycetes; Sordariales; Chaetomiaceae
Product: kinase-like protein
Exons: 2
Coding region: 1-1791 (596 amino acids)
Biological process (GO): peptidyl-threonine phosphorylation; peptidyl-serine phosphorylation
Molecular function (GO): protein serine/threonine kinase activity; ATP binding
Source: RefSeq, a predicted model, not a curated record